This is a messenger RNA of Papilio machaon (common yellow swallowtail), 1626 nucleotides long. RefSeq lists its product as uncharacterized. Gene Ontology annotation, molecular function: protein binding. The coding region runs from base 329 to 1585 and encodes 418 amino acids. The transcript has a single exon. The record is from RefSeq and is a predicted model, not a curated record. NCBI's taxonomy places the organism in Eukaryota, Metazoa, Arthropoda, Insecta, Lepidoptera, Papilionidae.
AUCAUUCGACAAAACGUAAAGGCAAAUUGCAAAAAGUAAACGUUUUUUGUCUUUUGCAAUGCGAAGAUGCCAAAGACUCGACGCAGAAUUUUUAUUACAAGCAGUAAUAGACAAUCAAAUCAGACAGGCUCAGACGUCACUAAAUUUGUCAAGAGUGUCAAACUACAAAAAAAUUGUCUACUAAAUAGUCAAUAUGUUUCCAAUAUUUACGAAUUUGUAGGUUUAUCUAAAUAGAAAGAUUGCGUCUCAAUUCGACAUGUACAAACGUAGAAUUAAUUACUUUUUUGUAACUUGAGUGGCGUACUAUGCAUGCAAUAGAUCCAGCGAAAUGGGCGAUGAUAAUCAUCUUUGCGCUUUGCCAGCCGAGAUCGUGGUGUACAUUUUUUCAUUUCUGUCUGCAAGAGAGCUGAUAAAAUGCCGCCAAUUGUCUAUAAGAUUGAAAGAAAUAGUCGACAGUAUGAUUCAAACUGAAGCUUUGUGGCGACAGCACUGUAAAUCGGAAUUUUCGAGCAUUUACCAAAUGGCUCGCUAUAAAAGUAAACCAGGUUUGCUGUGGUAUAAUAUUUACAAGUCUCUGAAACUGUGGUCUAAACUGGCUUACGCCCGUGAAGAUUUGGACGAAUUCGCUUCGGCUUCAGAAUUGAGUAAUGAAAUUUCGAACGUCAUUAUACUGAGAGAUGGUUUGAUAGGAGUCCAUACCAGGGGUGGUAUAGUUUAUUAUCAUAUUGAGACUUUAGAUAAAGCUAAACGCGAAGAUAUUCGAGGAACAUAUUUACGUUAUAUGGAGAAUGAUGAUAUGAUUGUCGUUCUGAGUUACAACCUCCAACUCUUUAUCAUACGCAAGACCAUUCAAAACCCUCGCUUUGAGCCUUGUGUAAAGUUUGAUAAUGUAAAAACUUUUUUACUGAUCGAUGAAAUAACGUACUACGUUACUUUAAGUGAUGAUAUUUAUGAAUGUAAACGUGAGGACCUUACAAGCGAGAGGCUAGAACAUUCAGAUGACGGUGUCAUGUCUUUAAGUUAUAGUCGUAAUAAACUUCACAUUCUCACUUUUCAACGCAGCAUUUACUCUGUUAAUGGAAAGAACCUUGUUCUAGAAUGUACAUUGGGUUCUGAUACCAGUUUAUUGGAUCAGUUAUCGAAGUAUAAUUUUCUGGAGAGCCUCGACUGGAGAAUUUAUAACCAAUGGAUGUAUGUGCUUAAUCAUAAUCUGCCUCAUGGUCCAUUACGUGAUAUAAUUAAGGUCCGCAUGUACGGCGACGUUGUUUUCGUGGGAUCAAAUUGGGGAGUUCUACGUAUCUAUUAUGCACCAUAUACAGGUGAAAUAUUCGACCUGUAUAAUGCAGAACCUGUGAGACAAUUCAACUUUAUCGAGCGCUACGAUUGUCCAGUUCUAUCCAAUUGUCCUAUCAUUCAGAUCGAUGUGUCGGAGCGAGAAGACGGACACACAGUUAUUGUGGCGAUGCCUAAGAAAAUUGCCGUGUUAAAUUUAACUCAUAACUUCAAAAGGACUGCGUCUGUCGCUAUGUUGCCGUACCAUGAGAAUUCGAAAAUGAAAGUACUGAAGAUUAAAGAUUUCGUUUAGUAGCCAAAUAAUAAUAGUAUAGACGAUAACACUGACAUAUA